CCUCUUCUCAGUUCAGCAGCCUCGCAAAUCCAGACCACCUUCGUCGCCUUCUUCCACUCUCUCGAUCGCGUUUAUGAGAUUGUUUUCGCUCUUCACUUGCCAGGUAAGUCUCUUCUUCUUCUUCUUCUUCUUCAGCGGCCUUGUCCCUGUUCUCGCGCUCUUGUCUCUGUCCGCCCUUGUCUCCUUAUUGGCACGCGCGCAGAACAAGCCGUCCGCCCACCAAAAAAGUUCGUGGCUAAUUUUUUUCUCCUCUGCGCAGGACUACUUAUCAGGUUCGUUCUUGCCUCCGCUCUCCUCCUCGGCCCGUCUGUUUCUUCUCUAGACCUUCGCAUUGCUGAUACUGUUGUCCGGAAUAGACCACAUUUGGAAGAACUCCCAUUUAUAAACUAGAAAACAGCUAUGUUGCCCCGUUUCUACCGCCCGUUCUCGCUCAAGGCAUCGAUCAGCCAGACCAGCAGUCUUUCUCGAAAGCUCGCCUUUGCCUCCACGCCCCUCACUGUCCGCUGCUUUGGCUCGGUCUCUCUUCCCAAGGCCACCUUCACUCUCAAAGAUGGCCCCGUUUACACCGGCAAGUCUUUCGGCGCUGACUCCAACAUCUCUGGCGAAGCCGUCUUCACAACCUCCCUUGUUGGAUAUCCCGAGUCAAUGACCGACCCUUCCUACCGUGGCCAAAUCCUCGUCUUCACCCAGCCUCUGAUUGGAAACUACGGUGUCCCCUCCAACGUCCGCGACGAGUACAACCUUCUCCGCUACUUUGAGUCUCCCAAGAUCCAAUGCUCCGGCAUCGUCGUCUCUGACUUCGCCGCCGAGUACUCCCACUGGACUGCUGUCGAAUCUCUCGGAGAGUGGUGUAAGAGAGAGGGUGUUUCCGCCGUCACUGGCGUCGACACGCGUGCCAUCGUUACAUACCUCCGCGAGCAGGGAUCUAGCUUGGCCAAGAUCACCGUCGGAGAGAAGGAAGACAACAGCGAGUUCAUUGAUCCCGGUAAAGUCCACAUGGUCUCGCAGGUGUCUACUCCCGAGCCGUACACCAUCAACCCUGGCCAGGACAUCAAGAUUGCUGUUCUCGACUGCGGCGUGAAGGAGAACAUUAUCCGUUGCCUCGUCAGCCGUGGUGCUACUGCCACCGUUUUCCCCCACAACUUCCCCAUCCAGGAGGUCGCCAGCCAGUUUGACGGAAUUUUCAUCUCCAACGGCCCUGGUGACCCUAUCCACUGCUCGGAGACCGUCUACAACCUGAAGCAGACCAUGGAUACCUUUGCCGGCCCCAUCUUUGGUAUCUGCCUCGGCCAUCAGCUCCUGGCUCUUGCCGUCGGCGCCCAGACUAUCAAGUUGAAGUACGGUAACCGCGCGCACAACAUUCCUACCUUGGACGUCACCACCGGCCAGUGCCACAUCACCUCGCAGAACCACGGCUACGCGGUCGACGCCAGCACUCUCCCGAGCGACUUUGCCGAGUUCUUUGUCAACCUCAACGACCGCUCCAACGAGGGCAUGUACCACAAGUACAGACCGAUCUUCUCCACUCAGUUCCAUCCCGAGGCCAAGGGCGGUCCAUUGGACUCGUCCUUCUUGUUUGACAAGUUCUUGGAGGACAUCAAGAAGUACAAGGCCGAGUCCAACUACGUGAACGUCGGUGCUGUUGCCGAGCCUGCUGUUGCGUCGGCUUCGUCUUUGUAAUGGACUGAUGCCUUUCAACCCCAUCAGACAUGAAAUGAUAACGUUGAUUGAUCUAUCGGCUGUCGCUUUCCCUUUUUAUAUCUGUCGUUUGUUUUUCUUCCUCGGUUUUCUCAAGAUCUGUAAUAAUAUGUAGAAUCAGAAAAGUUCUUCCGCGCUGAUUGAAUAAACACGCGUGCUCGAUAGCGAGUGUCUGUUUUUCUUUUCCGUCUCUUGUCUUUUUUUUGUUUAAUGUUUUGCGAUUUUAACAAUUAGGAAAUGGUUUAUUUACUGUGUUUGCAUUCGGCGCUUGUUACUCGUUGUUAGAGAUUAUUCGUUUUGUGUUUCCACUUCAGUUUAUCAUAAUAAAUUCUCUGCUUUUCUUUUUUA
Messenger RNA from Myxozyma melibiosi, 2046 nucleotides. RefSeq names its product carbamoyl-phosphate synthase-like protein arginine-specific small chain. The transcript has 2 exons. Gene Ontology annotation, cellular component: cytoplasm; carbamoyl-phosphate synthase complex. Gene Ontology annotation, molecular function: carbamoyl-phosphate synthase (glutamine-hydrolyzing) activity. Lineage: Eukaryota; Fungi; Ascomycota; Lipomycetes; Lipomycetales; Lipomycetaceae. The record is from RefSeq and is a predicted model, not a curated record. Bases 400 to 1680 code for a protein of 426 amino acids. Gene Ontology annotation, biological process: L-glutamine metabolic process; 'de novo' pyrimidine nucleobase biosynthetic process; L-arginine biosynthetic process.